UAAUAAGGCAUGGAAGAGCGUGAAGUACUCACUGGGCCUACCUUUCCCAAAUCUUCCCUAUCUAAUAGACGGUGACGUCAAGAUCAUAACAUUUGUAGACUUUAUAGCUUAUGAUCUGUUUGACAUCCAUCGCGUAUUCUCACCAGGCUGUUUAGACGGCUAUAAGAACAUAGCUGAUUACAUGGAAAAUUUUGAG
Messenger RNA from Lingula anatina, 196 nucleotides. RefSeq names its product glutathione S-transferase Mu 2-like. The record is from RefSeq and is a predicted model, not a curated record. NCBI's taxonomy places the organism in Eukaryota, Metazoa, Brachiopoda, Lingulata, Lingulida, Lingulidae.